This is a messenger RNA of Striga asiatica, 1170 nucleotides long. The record is from the annotation of a GenBank genome assembly. NCBI's taxonomy places the organism in Eukaryota, Viridiplantae, Streptophyta, Magnoliopsida, Lamiales, Orobanchaceae.
AUGACGAUGGUGGUGAAGCAGGGUUUUCGGUCAUGGAGCUCGCCUGAUCCUAACUUUCUCUCAAAUUUUCCCAUUUCAUCUCUUAAAACACGAAAAUUUCUCAAACCCACUUCUCCUUUCUUCGCAAUUUUUGCUGGGCUCAAGGGCACAAGCCAAAAUGCCAGCAAUAUCAUCAGUUGUAUGAGAAAAGACAGCAAAAAUGGAGAAUCGCAGCAAAGUUCACUGUGCAUUUUUAACUUCAAGGAGAGAAUGAUAUCAAGAUUUCCAUUAGCGGUCUUAGCUGCCCAUGCAAUAAUGUUCCAUAAACCUCUUCUAGUACUUGCGGAAACAUGCGAAGCUGACAAUUCAAUUUUGAAUAUGAACAUGCCAUUGUUACUCUUUGUUGCUCUAAUUGGAGCUACAGUUGGAGGACUUGUUGCACGAAAGAGGAAAGGAGAACUGCAGCAACUGAACGAACAACUUAGACAGAUCAACGAGUCACUAAGAAGGCAAGCUAAGAUCGAAUCAUAUGCCCCGAGUUUGAGUUAUGCUCCGGUUAGUGGCAAGCUUACAGAGGAUGAAGUGAUUGUUGACCCCAGAAAGCCCGAUUUAAUAUCCCGUCUCAAAAACGGGAAAAGAUUCUUAAGAAAUCAAGAACCAGAAAAGGCGUUCGCGGAGUUCAAAUCCGCACUUGAGCUCGCGCAGAAUCUGAAAGAUUCGAUUGAGGAAAAAAAGGCUGCAAGAGGCGUAGGAGAGAAUACUAUUAAGACUCCCAGUAGCGGUCUUAGCUGCCCAUGCAAUAAUCAACUGAACAAACAGCUUAGACAAAUCAACGAGUCAUUAAGAAGGCAAGCUAAGAUCGAAUCAUAUGCCCCGAGUUUGAGUUAUGCUCCGGUUAGUGACAAGCUUACAGAGGAUGAGGGGAAAAGAUUCUUAAGGAAUCAAGAACCAGAAAAGGCGUUCGCCGAGUUCAAGUCCGCACUCGAGCUUGCGCAGAAUCUGAAAGAUCCGAUCGAGGAAAAAAAAGGCUGCAAGAGGAGGGCAUCCCUACAAAGACAAGGCAAAUAUCAAGAUGCCAUAAAGUACCACACGCUCGUUCUUGAAAUCUCACAAUAUGGAGCAAUAGCCGAUUGUUAUACUGAACUCGGAGAUUUGGAACGAACCGCGAAAUAUUAUGAUCAGUAUAUUUUG